UUGUCAAACUUCACAAAAAUUGGCGAACAAAAUUUAGUAACGAACACAAUAUUACAAAAUUCGAAUUAAAAAUGAAUAUUUUAAUAAAAUGGGUUUUGACUUAGAGCGCAUUUGUUGUAAUCCACCAUCUAGUUCAUCUAGUACAGAAAAUAUUUUUGGCAACGAAAACUACAACAAAUGCAGUCCAUGCGGUUGUUAUUCCUGCUGUAGAAAAUCCUUUUUGAGUGACCAUACCUAUUCGAUACUUAAGCGCGUUUGCCAUAAGAUAAUCAAAAGUUACAAUCGACAGCAAUGCCGUGAAAAGUAUACAAUAUUCGAUGGAGGCAACAGCAUAAAUAGCCGAUGGUCAGAGAGGCAAGAUCAAUGUGAUAAGAGCAAAUUUAAAUUGGAUGAAAAGUCUUGUAAAGAGAGAGAGUUCGGAGAAAAAAAUAAAAAGGGAAAAGAUCGUGGCGAAAAUGAAAAAGAUGAUUCAAAGAUGGGAAAAGGACGUGGAGAUAGUCGAGCCAAAAAAGAUGCCGAUGAUAGCGAUCCUAAAAAAUCGAAAAAACCAGCCAGCGGUGGAAAGGAGGCCAAUGAUGAAAGCGAUUCGUUGAAAAAAUCAAAGAAGCAAGGAAGUGGUCGAAAAGACGACAAAGCUGAAAAAUUGGAUUCUUUGAAAAAAUCAAAGCGCGGUAAAAAAGAUGGGGAUGAAGGCGAUGUUGUAAAAAAAUCAAAGGUUCCGGGCACAGGUGAAAGAGAUGAUAAAAUUAACGAUGAUUCAUUAAAAUCGGAAAAAUCAAGAGGACGCGAAAAGAAAAUUGGUAGUGAUUUAAAAAAUUCAAGGCCAUCGAAUAGCAAUGCCGACAAAGAAAAUGGUAAAAAAGGAAAAGAAAAAGCAAACAAAAAAGAAAAGCAAACACCACUAAACGAAACUGACUUAAACGCAAAACCUGAAAUAGAAAAAAAAGGCAAACAAACAAAUGACGAGAAAGGACAAGGGACAAAAAAUAGGAAAUCUAAAAAUCUUAAUAAAAGUGAAAAUACAAAUAUAGAUGCGAAGGCUUCCGGCCGCGAGAGUUCAAUAAAAAAGAAAAAUAGAAAAUCUCAUAGAGACACCACUGGUGUACAUGAAAGAGAGAAAUUGAGUCGCAAGGGUGAUAUCCGUAGCUCAAGAAGAUCGGGUCAUAAUAUAAGAAAUCGAAAAUCAGGUCGUCCAUUAUCUAGAGGAAAUAGCAGAUCGAGGUUAGGGAAAGGUAUCAAAGGAUCGAAAUUCAUACAGGACAACAGGAGAUCGAACAUAAAUGAAUCAUACUCUCGGAGACCUAGUCGCGUUGAUGAAGUUCGGACCUGUGAUAUCCUUCGUGUUCAUUUGGAGAAACGCGACCUUUCAAGAUGCAUUCCAAAUGGAUGCAAAGUUUGUCGAGUGUGUAUUCAUAAUUGUAUGCCGUGCCCACGAGUUAUCUGUUGAACACACGAUGGCUGCUGCGAUAACAUUCGGCUGUAUUCUACGGACUCACCUGGAAAAAACUCUUUAUAAUGCUUGAUAACUUACUCAACGCCUUAAUUUCCAGAAAGGAUUAUAAAAUAUGUCAACGAGUAAUCGAGUUUCAAGAGCAUUUUGGGCUGAAUAUGGUGUUUUGCAUUAAAUAUUUUAAAAUGUCUUAGCUUUUGAAUAUAAAUAAAUAUUGUUUGGUUGUUGGAAAUGAAGAAAUCAGUAUA
This is a messenger RNA of Drosophila virilis, 1698 nucleotides long. RefSeq names its product cylicin-2. The record is from RefSeq and is a predicted model, not a curated record. Lineage: Eukaryota; Metazoa; Arthropoda; Insecta; Diptera; Drosophilidae.